This is a messenger RNA of Spirodela intermedia, 2184 nucleotides long. NCBI's taxonomy places the organism in Eukaryota, Viridiplantae, Streptophyta, Magnoliopsida, Alismatales, Araceae. The record is from the annotation of a GenBank genome assembly.
AUGGCCAACGCACCUCCCAUCUCGUCGUCGCCGGGGAGGAAAUUGCCGCUGGCUGGGGCCUUCUUCCCUCCGGCGGACCUCUCCGACAUCGCGCUCGUCCGAGCCCUCGCCGCCGUCUCCGCCGACCUCGCCGCCUCUGCAAAUCUCCCCAUGCCUUUCCAACGCCGCAACGCCCGCUCAAUCGUCCGCGCCGUCAAGAUACUCUCCGCCAUCUUUGAGUCCCUCGGCGACGCCUCCACCGCGAGGACGCAACAGCAGCAACAUCUCCCGGCGGCGGCGAACACCUGCUUCAGGGAGCUCUACAUCCUCCUCUACCGGUCGAAGAUCCUCCUGGAUUACUGCGCCCACUCGAGCCGGCUAUGGCUCCUCCUCCAGAACUCCCACAUCUCCGGGCACUUCCACGACCUCACCCAGGAGAUCUCCACCCUCCUCGACGUCCUCCCCCUUCGGGAGUUCGCUUUGGAUGAAGACCUGUGGGAGCAGAUCGAGCUCCUCCACCGGCAGGCCAGGAGGUCGAAGCUCUAUCUUGACCCGCGCGACGAAGCCCUCCGCCUGAAAGUCUCCUCCUUCCUCGACGACUUUGACAAGGAUCAACCCCCGGACAUCUCCGACCUCCGCGAGACCUUCGUCGAGAAGCUGGGCAUCCAGGACGCGAGGUCCUGCUGUGCCGAGAUCGAAUUCCUCGAGGAGAGGAUAUAUUCCCAGGAGGACGACGUGGAUCCGGCGGCGAUCUACGGGGUCAUCGCCCUCACCCGCUACGCCAGAUUCUCCCUCUUCGAAUUCGAGGAGGCAGCGCCACCGGAGGCGGGGAAGGGAUCCGGCGCCGCCCAUUUGAGGAAAUCCAGCAGCGUGAUCUCCCAGAUCGUCCCCAAGGACUUCUGCUGCCCGAUUUCUCUGGACUUGAUGCGAGAUCCGGUGAUCGUCUCCACAGGACAGACCUACGAUCGCUCUUCGAUCGUCCGGUGGAUCGAGGAGGGCCACCGGACCUGCCCCAACUCCGGCCAGACGCUCUCCCACACCCGCCUCGUCCCCAACAGAUCCCUGAGGAACCUCAUCGCCCAGUGGUGCGCCGCCAACGGCGUCCCCUGUGACCCGCCAGCCACACCCGACGGCUCCGCCGAGAGCUUCCUCUCGAGGGCCGUCACCAGAGCCGCCGUGCAGGCGAACCGCGCCACCGCCAGGUUGCUGAUCGUUCAGCUCUCGCGCGGAUCCGAGUACGCCAAGACGGAGUCCGCCUGCGAGCUCCGCAUCCUCACGAGGACCGGGAAGGAGAACCGGCUCUGCGUCGUGGAAGAAGGAGCUAUCCCCCCGCUCCGGCGACUGCUCCGCUCCACCAACCCCGAAACCCAGGUCAACGCCGUCACGGCGAUACUCAAUCUCUCGUUGCCCGACAGGAAUAAAUAUCGGAUUAUGGAGGAACCCGGAUGCUUGAGGUCCAUCGUGGAGGUUUUCCGAGAAGGGUGGACGACGGAGGCGAGGGAGAAUGCAGCGGCGGUGCUGUUUAGCCUCUCCGUGGUGCACGAGUACAAGCUGCUGAUCGCCAGCGAGGAGGGCGCGCUGGAGGCCCUGGCGGCGCUGCUGGCCGGGGGAACGCAGACCGGGAAGAAGGACGCGGUGGCGACGCUGUUCAAUCUGUCGACCCAUCCAGAGACCAGCCUGAGGAUGGUGGAGUCGAAGGCGGUGGCGGCGCUGGUGGCGGCGCUGGCAACGGAGGCGGUGGCGGAGGAGGCUGCCGGCGCGUUGGCGCUGCUGGCGCGGCAGCCCGCCGGAGCCGAGGGCCUCGCCAGGGAGGACAGGGCAUUGGCCGGCCUGGUGGGUCUCAUGCGGCGGGGGAGCCCGCGGGGGAAAGAGAACGCCGUCGCCGCUCUCCUGGAGAUGUGCCGGAGCGGCGGCGUUGCCGUGGCGGAUAGAGUCGCGAGGGCGCCGGCUCUCGGGGGGCUCAUACAGACGCUCUUGUUCACGGGGACGAAGCGGGCCAGGCGGAAGGCGGCGUCCCUCGCCAGAGUCUGCCGCAGGACUGUCCCGUCUCCCCUCUCCGGCGGCUGGGCCUUCGCGCCAACGAUGGCGUCUCAGAGGACGGCAACCAUCUCCACCGUCACCGCCACCGCCGCCGCCAUCACCGACUUCAGCAUCGUCGACUCCGCCACCGCCGUCUCUGGCCCAAUGGCCGUGCCGGCCCUGUAA